AUGGUGGUUGAUUUGAAAGUAGUGCUCGGUUACGAUAGAGUUAUGGUUGUGAAUCCUAUUGGCUUGUCUGGUGGUUUAGCUUUAAUGUGGAAGGCAGAGGUAGGAGUGGAAGUGAAGUUUGCUGAUAAGAAUAUCAUAGACUGCAGGAUAAGAUACAGAGGUCAGGUUUUCUAUGUAUCCUUCGUCUACGGAGAGCCUAGUCAAAUAGGCAAGAGGAAAGUAUGGGAAAGACUGAUGAGACUUGGCGCAGGAAGGAAAAAGUGUUGGGGCAUGGUUGGAGAUUUUAACGAUAUCCUUCAUAAUGGCGAGAAGAUUGGUGGUCCACCAAGAAGCCCUGAGUCUUUUAAGGAUUUUGUGGAGAUGCUAGAGGUUUGUGAUAUGAAGGAAAUUGUAGGAUCAGGCGAUAGUUUCACAUGGGCGGGAGUGAGAUAUAAAAAAUACAUUCAAUGUAAGCUUGAUCGUUGCUUUGGCAACAAGCAAUGGAGGAUUAAUUUCUAUAAAUCCUCUCAGACCUUCAUGGAGAGGCUUGGAUCAGAUCAUAGGCCAGUCUUGGUUAAUCUCUUUGAUGAGAAGGAACGAAGAAGGGUUGAUUUUAGGUUUGAUAAGAGGCUGGUUGGUAAGAACAGAGUGAUGGAGACCAUCGAUAUGUCGUGGAUCAAAGCUAGAGCUGAGAAAAAUCUGUCAAUUCUGGGCAGUUUAGGAGAAGUAAGGAAGGCUCUAGGGAAGUGGAAAAGAGAGAAUAAUCUCAACUCGAAUGAGCGAAUGCAAAAGUUUAGGCAUGAAUUAGAGGUUGAAACUUCUUCCUUUGCACCUUGUUGGGAACAUGUGAGGUUUCUAAAGGAAGAAAUAGGAAAAAAUUUCAAAGAAGAGGAAGACUUUUGGAUGCAAAAGAGCAGAGAUAAAUGGCUUGUAGUUGGUGACAAUAACACAAGUUUUUUUCACGCCUCAGUGAAGGCAAGCCGACAACGAAAUCAGUUGACUAAGCUGAUUGAUGAUGAGGGAAGUGAGUUCUCGUCGACGCCUCAGAUGGGGAAGGUUGCCACUGAGUACUUUGAUAAGCUGUUCGCAACUUCGGGAGUGAGCGAGGUGAUGGGUUUCUUCACAGGAAUGGAGACAAGAGUAACUGAAAAUAUGAAUGCCAAGUUGUUGAAAGAGGUGGAUGAUGAGGAGAUCAGAGAAGCUGUUUUCAUGAUCAAGGCAUCAAGUGCUCCAGGCAGUGAUGGUAUGAAUGGGUGUUUCUUUCAGGAGUACUGGCAUAUCAUAGGACAAGAGAUUACUAAAGAGAUCAAAGAUUUCUUCAGCUCUGGUGUAUUCCCAUCAGAGUGGAACUUCACUCAGAUUUGUCUUAUCCCAAAGAUUUUGAACCCGGAGAAGAUGGUGGACCUGAGACCUAUCAGUUUAUGUUCUGUGAUGUAUAAGAUCAUCGCCAAGAUUCUUGUGGCACGGCUUAAACCUCUACUAGAACAUAUUAUCUCACCAAAUCAGUCGGCUUUUGUUCCGAAGAGACUGAUCUCUGAUAAUAUAAUCAUUGCGCAUGAGAUGGUGCAUGGGUUGAGAACGCAUGAGAGGAUAUCUAAGGAACAUAUGGCCAUAAAAACAGAUAUGUCUAAGGCAUAUGAUCGUAUUGAAUGGUCUUAUCUGGAAGGACUGAUGUCGGCAAUAGGUUUUCAUGAAAAAUUCAGAGCUUGGAUCAUGUUCUGUGUCCGGUCAGUGUCCUACACGGUUCUUAUAAAUGGUGAAGAACAGAGGAAAGUUGUGCCAAGUAGAGGUCUACGACAAGGGGAUCCUCUGUCCCCUUUUCUGUUUGACCUCUGUACGGAAGGGUUAACACAUCAACUGAAUGAGGCUGAGAGGAGAGGAGAAAUCACGGGGAUCAAAUUUGCAGAUAAUGGUCCAGCGGUGCAUCAUCUAUUCUUCGCUGAUGACUCGCUACUUCUGGUGAAGGCGAAUGAGGAAGAGUGUAAUGUGGUCUGCAAGAUACUGAAAGAGUAUGAAAAGGUGUCUGGCCAAAUGAUAAGUUUCUCGAAAUCUGCCAUUACUUUUGGCAAAAAUGUACCGGAGGAAAGGAAAGUCAAGAUAAAGGAUAUCACAGGGAUCAACAAUGAAGGAGGGACUGGGAAAUACUUGGGCCUACCUGAGUGUUUUAGUGGAUCUAAAGUUGCUAUGCUGCAGUACAUUCAUGAGCAGAUGACGUCGAGGUUCCACAACUGGUACGCCUUCUUCUUAUCUACUGGAGGCAAGGAAGUGUUGUUGAAAUCAGUGGCUAUGGCUAUGCCGGUCUUUGCAAUGUCAGUCUUCAAGUUGCCUAAGUUGACAUGUAGAAACCUUACUAGUGCAAUGGCCAAUUUUUGGUGGAAUGCUCAAGAAGGGAAAAAUAAAAUGCAUUGGGUUUCUUGGGACAGGAUGUGUCUUGAUAAGGAGGAUGGUGGUCUAGGAUUUAGAGACUUAGAGAAAUUCAAUCAAGCCUUGCUGGCAAAACAAGGGUGGAGAUUGCUUAUGAAUCCUGACUCUUUAUGUGCAAGAGUGAUGCGUAGUAGAUACUAUCCUACAGGGGAUUUUCUUACGGCAAGCAUUGGCUCUAGACCAUCAUAUGCGUGGAGGAGUGUACUGUUUGGAAGGGAGUUGCUGGUGAAGGGACUACGACGAAAUGUAGGAUCGGGGGAUACUAUCUAUGUGUGGAUGGAUAAGUGGUUGUUCGAUUCUGCUCCUAUUGCGCCUCUGAGAAAACAGAUUUUCUUUGACAUUGAGCUGAAGGUAAGGGAUCUUAUCAAUCCACAAACCAAGACUUGGGACAGAGGUAAACUGGAAGAGCUCUUUGUUCCUGAUGAUAUAGCUCGCAUACUGAAGCAAAAGCCAGCCUUUGGGAAGGAUGACUCGUAUGAAUGGGUUCACAAUAGAUGGGGGGCUUACUCAGUGAAGUCGGGAUAUUGGUUGGCUUGUUCUCUUGAUCAGUCUGAAGUUAGGAACAUUGCAAGAAGUAGGCCCUCUAUUAAUGCUGUACGAAGUAAAGUUUGGAAGGUGAAGACUGUGCCAAAAAUCAAAGUUUUCAUGUGGAAAGCGCUCUCAAAUGCUCUUGCAGUUUCAGACGAGUGUUUGGCGAGAGGGAUGAAGGUAGACCCUCGGUGUCAGAGGUGUGGGGAGGUAGGAGAAUCUAUUAACCACGUUUUGCUCACCUGUCCAGCGGCUCGGUUAGUUUGGGCGACCUCAGGGUUUCCUUUUCCAUCGAACGGUUUUGAACAUGGAGGUUUGUAUGCCAAUCUUUGGUAUCUUAUGAAGGCAGGGGAAGAUAUGAGAAUUCCAAGUGCCUUGAGGCGAAGCUUCCCGUGGAUCCUAUGGAUGAUUUGGAAAAAUAAAAAUGCUUUUUGUAUUGAGGGGAAGGAGUUUGCAGCAGAAGAUACGGUGGCGAAGAUUUUUGAAGACUCUAAAAGAUGGUUCGAUGUUCUAGAGGAGGCAAGUACAGUUGAGGAAAGUAGGAAUCGGAGGUUGCUUGCUGGAAAAGGUUGGAAAGCCCCAGAGAGAAACAUAGUGAAAUGUAAUAUUGGGAUCUCAUGGGCAAAAGAUACUAAGUUGGCAGGGACGAGUUAG
Molecule: messenger RNA, 3585 nt
Organism: Raphanus sativus (radish)
Lineage: Eukaryota; Viridiplantae; Streptophyta; Magnoliopsida; Brassicales; Brassicaceae
Exons: 1
Coding region: 1-3585 (1194 amino acids)
Molecular function (GO): catalytic activity
Source: RefSeq, a predicted model, not a curated record